UCCACUCUAUUUCCCUUGCAGACAAGUCUGGUCAAAAACGUUGAAGCCUUGAAGCCUGCACCUUCCAUGGCACUUUUCAUUUUCUUACUCUUCCCUUUAAAAUAUUUCCCAAGAAAUGUCUCUUUGCAUUUUCUUCAUCUCCUUUUAAGCCCCUCUCUCUACUUCCCCUAACACUCAUCAUAUCUCUACCUAGCUAGCCACCAUAGCAACAGUCUUCUUCUUCUUCUUCUUCUUCUUCUUCUUCUACCUUCUUUUCUUGUACAUACAUCUUUAAGAUCACUCAAGAAAUUAACCCAAAAAUCCAGAAAGGAAAAGAAGAGAUGGGUUUUGCAAUGGAAGAGAAAUCAAUUAUUAUAAUAUUGAGAAUUUUGAAGACUGUUUUCUUCUUGAUUACCAUGUUAAUCUCUUUCCUUCUUUUCUCUGCUCCUGUUCUUCUUGUUAUAGCUGAUACCCUUCUUCCUUUUUCUCUUCUAUCUGCUUCUCUUUCUUCUUCUUCUUCUUCUUCUUUAUCUUUUAAAACCCUCUCUACCCAUUUCAGUAACUAUGAUUUUAGAUAUUCCCUCAUUGAUAUUCCCCUCGUAUCCAUCAUAAGAUCAGCAGUCAUCAUCUGUGUUUACAGCUUGUGUGAUGGGCCAAGGCUUUCAGGAGGACCAUACUUGGGGAUUACAACUAUAUGUUCUGUGUUAUCUCUAAUUUAUGUGACAUUGAAAGCACCAUAUGUGUUCAGUGUUUCAAGAAUGAAUGAUGGAGAAGAGUAUGUAAAAGCCAUGGAAAUUGCCUUGUUCAUUUGCUCAUGGGUUUUAGCAAUUGGUCAUAUAGUUGUGGCAUAUAGAACAAGUUGCAAAGAAAGAAGAAAGCUUCUGGUUUACAAAAUUGACAUUGAAGCUGUUUCUGCUUUCAAGAAUGGAUUUCCUGGGUAUAAAAAGAUUCCAAAACAAGAGAGAGUAAAGUGAUUUCUGCAGUAACAAUCAAUGAAUUCAAGGACUAACAACAACAUUACACAGAUUUCUAUUUUUUUUUCUUCAUUUCUCUCAUUAGCAAAAUCAAAUUCUUCAGUGUCCAGUUGCAGGCUUAUCCAAAGGCAACCUGCAAGCUAGAGAUUUACUGGGGAAGCCAAACUAACAAAAGGGAUUUUGAGUACAUAUGCCAAAAUAUUAAAUUUGUCUUUAAAAUUAUAAGAUUUCGAGUUUAGAUUUUAAUCAGAAUUGUAUAUCAGUGGUUUUUGAUUCACUAUAGAGGCUGUGGCUAGAGGAUACAUCUAGCAUUUUUUUUUUAAUUUUCUUUUUUAGUUUUAAGUCAUAUAGAUUUUUUUGUACUUAUUUAAUGUUGAAGGGUGAUUGCAUACUAUCCAAUACCCUUGUUAUGAAACCCAAUUGUUAAAUGUGGGAUAUGAACUUGUGCAAGAUGUUCUAAUCAAGAAUCUUUUCCUACUA
Messenger RNA from Hevea brasiliensis (rubber tree), 1433 nucleotides. RefSeq lists its product as uncharacterized. Bases 321 to 953 code for a protein of 210 amino acids. The transcript has 4 exons. The record is from RefSeq and is a predicted model, not a curated record. NCBI's taxonomy places the organism in Eukaryota, Viridiplantae, Streptophyta, Magnoliopsida, Malpighiales, Euphorbiaceae.